Messenger RNA from Manis pentadactyla (Chinese pangolin), 1364 nucleotides. RefSeq names its product transmembrane and ubiquitin like domain containing 1 (gene TMUB1). The record is from RefSeq and is a predicted model, not a curated record. The transcript is spliced from 3 exons. Gene Ontology annotation, molecular function: protein binding. The coding region runs from base 167 to 907 and encodes 246 amino acids. Lineage: Eukaryota; Metazoa; Chordata; Mammalia; Pholidota; Manidae.
CUGGCGGAACAGGGCGGUGAGUCCCUGCGCGGUGACCGCGUCUCCCCCCAACGCCGCCGCCCCGGCCCCAGCUGGACCCCGCUCGCCCCGCCCCAGGAUUGCUUUUGCCCUCCUGCGGCUCGGUGGGGGCGGAAAGCUCGGUAGCGUGGCCAGCAAGGCAGAUGCCAUGGCCCUGAUUGAAGGGGUGGGUGAUGAGGUGACCGUCCUUUUCACGGUGCUUGCCUGCCUUCUGGUGCUGGCUCUUGCCUGGGUCUCAACACACACCGCCGAGGGCACCAACCCACUGCCCCAGCCAUCAGGAACCCCAACACCAGCACAACCCAGUGAAGCCAUGGCAGUCACCGACAGCAUCAGAGGAGAGGCCCCAGGAGCUGAGACCCCCAGCCUGAGACACAGGGGUCACACUGUUCAGCCAGAGCCUGGCACAGGGCUUGCAACAACGCUGCCACCCCCAGACUCCCCGCAGGAGCCCCUAGUGCUCCGGCUGAAAUUCCUCAACGAUUCAGAGCAGGUGGCCAGGGCCUGGCCCCAUGACACCAUCGGCUCCCUGAAAAGGACCCAGUUUCCGGGCCGGGAACAGCAAGUGCGACUCAUCUACCAAGGGCAGCUGCUAGGAGACGACACCCAGACCCUGGGCAGCCUUCAUCUCCCUCCCAGCUGCGUCCUCCACUGCCACGUAUCCCCUCGGGUGGGGCCGCCACGCCCGCCCUGCCCACCGGGGUCCGAGCCAGGCCCCUCCGGGCUGGAGGUAGGCGGGCUGCUGCUGCCCCUGCUGGGACUCCUCCUGCUGCUGCUGUGGUACUGCCAGAUUCAGUACCGGCCCUUCUUUCCCCUGACCGCCACUCUGGGCCUGGCCGGCUUCACGCUGCUGCUCAGUCUCCUGGCCUUCGCCAUGUACCGCCCGUAGUGCCUCCCCGGGUCCUCGGCAGUGUCGCCGGCCCUCCCAGACCUUGCUCCCCACGACGUGGUGGGAGUUGCUGUCUGCCCAGGUCGGCCUCUCCCGCCUGCCUCUUCCCACUACCCUGGAGCCCUGCCCUGCGCCGCAGAGCCCUUCAGGGCCCCGCCGAGGCCCCUCCGGGUGGCCUCCGUGGCUCUGGGCUGCCCGGGGCUGCUGGCCUUCAGCCCUCACUGACUGUGGGCCCCAGGGGGUCGGGCGGCUGCUGUCAGUGCCUCGACCCUGGGCAGAGCCGGGCCGCGCCCCUGGGCCCGCCUUAGUGUUCUGCCUGAGCACCCGGCCGCCUCUAGCCCCAGAGCAUCUUGGGCUGGUUUGGGGAAUCCAGGGACCGCGGGGGGCUGGUGAAGGGGUUGGGAAGGGUGGAGGGGUUCUCUGGAACAUGUGCGGAUUAAAGAACUGUGAAUUUUCA